ACGAAGACACGAGAAAGUUAUUCAGCCAGGUCCCUGGAUGCCCCGCGGCACUCCGUCCUCGCCCGCCUGCGCACGGCGCCCCCCGAUGGCCGGCAGCUGACCCCGCCCCCUAGGAUGACGGUGAGAGAGCGGCUGCGGGAGAAGAUCUCGGCGGCAUUCUACCGCCAUGGGCUGCUGUGUGCCUCCUAUCCGGUGCCCAUCAUCCUCUUCACCUCCGCCAGUAUCCUCGCCUGCUGUUACCCCCUGCUGCGGCUGCCUCUGCCGGGGACAGGGCCGGUGGAGUUCACCACACGGGUCCGAGAUUACACCGUCCCUUCCCAUGAGCCCCAGGGAGACCUCGGCGAACGGCCUGACUGGUAUCAGGGUCCUCCGGUGGCCUACAUCCAGCAGGUCCUGGUGAAGGCAGCUGUGUCUCCUUGGGACAGUACGCUGGUCCCUGUGGACGUGUUCCGCUCCCCACUGGGCCGCGUAUUCAGCCUGCUGGAGGAGAUCCGCAAUCAUGUACACAACGACGGUUCUGGGGUCAGGAGCUUGGAGGCGCUCUGCCUGCAGGUGACAGACCUGUUGCCGGGGUUACGGCGUAUGCAGACGGUGCUGCCGGAGCACGGUUGUCUGUUGGUCUCCCCCGGCAACUACUGGCAGAACCAGCGGGAACUGUUUGACUCUGACCCCGACCUGCUGAAGACCGUCCACCAGCACGAACCCAAAGGACUGCACACCUCUGCCACACUGAGAGACCUGCUGUUUGGCGUCCCGGGGAAACACACAGGGGUGAGUCUGUACAGCAGGAAGAAGGUGGUCACCUACACCAUCACCAUGGUCCUGGGCAGCUAUGACACCAGGUUCCUGUCUAGCCUGCGGGCGCGUCUCCGCCAGCUGCACCCUUCGGUGAACUGCAGCCUGCGAGACGACCACAUGGUGCACGUGCACUUCAAGGAGGAGAUAGGCGUCGCCGAGCUCAUCCCCCUGGUCACCACCUACAUCAUACUGUUCGCCUACAUCUACUUCUCCACACGUAAGAUUGACAUGGUGAAGUCAAAAUGGGGCUUGGCGCUGGCUGCCGUGGUAACGGUGCUCAGCUCUCUGCUUAUGUCUGUGGGGCUCUGCACCCUGUUCGGCCUGACGCCCACACUCAAUGGAGGUGAGAUCUUCCCCUAUCUGGUGGUGGUGAUAGGGCUGGAGAACGUCCUGGUUCUCACCAAGUCUGUGGUGUCCACCCCUGUUGACCUGGAGGUCAAACUACGCAUCGCUCAGGGCCUUAGUAAUGAGAGCUGGUCUAUCAUGAAGAACAUGGCCACAGAGCUGUGCAUCAUCCUCAUAGGAUAUUUCACCCUGGUGCCUGCUAUCCAGGAGUUCUGUCUGUUUGCUGUGGUGGGGCUGGUGUCUGACUUCUUCCUUCAGAUGUUCUUCUUCACCACAGUCCUUUCCAUUGACAUCCGACGCAUGGAGUUGGCCGAUCUGAACCGGCGUCUUCCAGCCGAGGCUGGGAUGCCACCUCCCAAACCGGGCCCCCUGCGCCCUCGGGAGGCGCCUCCUCCCCCACGGCCCUCGCCCCACACCAUCACCCUGCAGACGCCCGCCUUCAGGAACCUGCGUCUGCCCAAGAGGCUCCGUGUGGUCUACUUCCUGGCCCGCACGCGUCUGGCCCAGCGCUUCAUCAUGGUGGGUACAGUGAUCUGGAUUGGCAUCCUGGCCUACACGGACCCCGCCGGCCUCCGCACCUACCUGGCAACCCAGGUAUCUGAACAGAGCCCCCUGGGGGAGGGCGGGGCCGGGGGUCUGCCCCCCAACCUGGGAGUAGCCCCAGUCUUCCCUGGACCAGGAGGGGACCCCGCCAGCACCCUCAGUGUCCUCCCCGCCCCGGCUGAACCCACCCCGCUUCCAGAGAACCAGUCCCAGGGCCACCAUGGGGCCCCCAGGGAAGGAGUACCCCACCAGGCCCAGCCCCCACCCCUGGUGCCCCAGAUCAGCUGGGGGGCGGAGGAUGAGGAGGGCUGGAGGAGACUGUCUUUCAGACACUGGCCCUUGCUCUUCAGCUACUAUAAUAUUACACUGGCCAAGAGAUACAUCAGCAUCCUGCCUGUCAUCCCCGUCACGCUCCACCUGAGCCCCCGGGAGGCCAUCGAGACGCGUCACCCCCAGGACACACGCCACCCCCCGCCGCCCACCCUCAAAACUAACGACCUGCCCGCAGACCUCACGCUCUACAAGGUAGCAGCUCUGGGCCUGGCAGCAGGGGUUCUGCUGGUGCUGCUGCUAUUCUGUCUCUACCGGGUCCUCUGUCCCCGCAACUACGGCCAGAACGGCGUGGCCCACGGACGCCGUCGCCGCGGUGACCUGCCCUGCGACGACUACGGCUACUCGCCACCCAUCAGCGAAAUCUCCCCCCUGCUGCUGCGUGGACACAGCAUGGAUAUAGAGUGUCUGGCGAGUGAUGGCAUGCUGUUGGCCAGUUGCUGUCUGGCAGGACAGAUCCGUGUGUGGGACGCUCAGACUGGAGACUGCCUCACCGUCAUUCCUAAACAUGGCCUGCGGCGGAGUAGCAGCAGUGGCUGCUGGCAGCAGCGGGAUGGAUGGGACGCUGUGGGUGUGGCCGAACCUGAGAACCUGGGGAGCGGGACAGAACCAGGGGGCGGGGUUUUUGACGAGGACGAGGGUUACCCCCUCAGGCGGCGGAGCACCCCACGCCCGGCCCUCUUUGAGGAUCAACCCGACCUCACUCCCCUCAUCGACACCAACUUUGACUCCCAGCCCCCCUCCCACCUUCUCCUCACCCCGCCCAGGGAUGGCUUUGACUUCGGGGGGCUGGUGGAGAGGGCCUACCUGGAGCACGAGCCUCCCUCGCCGGGCCUCGCUGCCUCCUACCCCUCCCCCUCCCCCUCACCCCCGUCGGGACCCGCUCCCCAGAGGAGACGCAGCCUGGGGUACAUCCAGCCCCCUGCUCCACAGGGCCAGGGAACCCCGGACUGGGAAAGCGCUGUGUGGGCCAUGGAGCUCCGGGGGAACCUCAUCGCUGCUGGGAGGAGCAGCGGCAAACUGGAGCUGUGGGACGCUGUGGAGGGCUCGUUACGCUGCAGUAAUGAAGAUGGCGUCUCAGGGAUCACGGCCCUGGCCUUCCUCAACAACAGGAUCGUGGCGGCCAGACUCAACGGCUCUCUAGACUUCUUCACUGUCGACAUCAACAAGCCUCUGGGCUUACUGCAGUACAGAGGUCCCCCCGGGCGUUGUAACAUGCCACCCUCGCCCUGCUACAGCAGUGAGGAUGUGAUCUCAUGCCAGCUGACGCGCUCGGUGCAGUGUGCCCACCAGAAACCCAUCACAGUGCUUCGAGCCGCUGCCGGCAGAGUGGUCACGGGCAGCCAGGACCACACCGUCAGGGUGUAUCGUCUGGAGGACUCAUGCUGUCUCUUCACCCUCCAGGGCCACUCUGGGGGAAUCACUGCCAUCUAUAUAGACCAGACCAUGGUUCUGGCCAGUGGGGGGCAGGACGGAGCCAUCUGUCUGUGGGAUGUGCUGACGGGCAGCCGGGUGAGCCACGUGUACGGUCACCGCGGCGACGUGACCUCGCUGGUGUGCACCACAUCGUGCGUGAUCAGCAGCGGCCUCGACGACCUCAUCUGCAUCUGGGACCGCAGCACGGGCAUCAAGCUCUACUCCAUACAGCAGGAGGUAGGCUGCGGGGCCAGUCUGGGGGUGAUCUCUGAGUCUCUCCUGGUGACAGGGGGCCAGGGCUGUGUCUCCUUCUGGGACCUGAACUUCGGGGACCUCCUCCAGACGGUCUACCUGGGCCAGAGCAGCGACGGCCAGGGGGUCCGCCAGCUUUUGGUGCUGAACAACGCCGCCAUCGUCUGCGACUUUGGCUCCGAGCUCAGCCUGGUCUACGUGCCCUCUGUGCUGGAGAAGCUGGACUGAGCAGGAGCAGAACUAGGACAGGCGCCACACAGUGGCCUGGAGGAGUAGAUGAAAUGAUCAGUACUGACAAUGGGGAUACAUGCAAACUCAACUCUUUUUGGCUCUUUUCGCUACACUACACUGCAGUUGGACAAUCUUCUUGGAAAGAGUUGACGUGAUUGGCUUAUUUCGAUCGCUAGUACUUUCCCCGAUUAGGUGGGAGGGCAUUUUUAUAGCAAUACAUAACAUUUUUUAUAAAGCUAAUGUCUGGUUGGAGAGACAUGUACAGACGGUCAACCUGCCACAGGGUGAGGUCUGUCUGAACAGAAAGAUGACCCUUGAACUUGUUAGUAGCUCAGGGGGUUUGUAAUAAUAUAAUAAUAUGCCAUUUAGCAAACGCUUUUAUCCAAAGCGACUUACAGUCAUGAUUUGAUGCUUUGUAGCCAAGCAUUGGAUGAUUUGGGGUACACACACCCCAAGGGGUUCCCAUCCAACGAUCAGUCUCUGCACUCUAUGCUGCUGUCAUUGGCGGAGCUGUUUGAUACCCCGCCCAUCCCACCACGCCAGCCAAUCAGUGUAGCGCAGCUCUGGCAGGCUCAUGUCAUGAGGUCUGAGGACCAUUGGGCUAAGCUAAGCAGUUACUAGCAUGUGUAUGUGUGUAUUUUGUGUCCUGGGAAAGAAACAAAGUCCCUUUUUAUGGUGAAAUACUGCUGACAAAAAUCCUUCAUUAUUGUGUGUGUGUGAGAGAUAAUUGGAUACGAUUACUGUAAUGAAAUGCACCUUGAGAGGGGUUUGUUUUUAUGUUUAAAUCUAUUUAUUAGUUUUAAGUAACAAUUUGUUUGAGAAUUGCAUAAUAAUAUAAUGUGGAGAUGUCAUAAAUGUAAGGUUUGAUAUUUUUUUAAACAUUGGUUAUGAUGAGAUUAAUAUUUGUAAUAUGAAUAUUUUGGAACUGAAAAAGGUAAAGGGUUUUCUUGGAGUUGGGGAUUGAGGGGGAGAGGUUCCUUCCCUUACCCCCGCCUCAGGCUCUGAUUUUAGGGCUACUGUUGCUGCAAGAGGACCCAUCUGGUCCAUAAGAGCCCCUUUAGCUGUAAGCGGCUCUAUACCUGUAUACUUUCUGCUUGAAUUUUGGAUUUGCAUCUGAAGUUGUGCUAGCUAUACAUUGGCACACAUUGUUAGAGUUUACAUUGGCUGCCCUCUUCCCGUGUUAACUGUGCCCAGGAGAAAUGUGAGAUCAUUUGAGAUUGUGAAUAUAUUCAAUUGUACUGUUUUACAUUAGUAACGUUAUGUCAUGCUACUCUUGUACAUCUUGUUCUCUGACAAAACGUUCCAUUGAGGAAAUCACGUUACUUUUUAAAUACCUAAAAAAGGCUUCCUAUUGAUAAACAUUAUCUCUGUCCCUAUGUUUUUCCAAUACAAUGAAAAGGUAUCUUAUUUUUUCGGUCUUAUCUCUGUAAUUCUCUGCUUGUGAGUUUGAGAACCCUAUCAGGCAUAAAAGGAGGAUGGGUAGGGCACCAGUAAUAUGGUGAUAAGUCCACCUUAGCCCAUCCAGUCUUUUCAUGUGAGCAAAGGAGUCAGUCGGGCGUCAGACUAGGAAUGAGGAGGAAUUUCAGAUGGUACCCUCUAGGUUGGACCCUCUACUAACUCGACCUUUCUUCCAGCCCGAAAGCUCUGAGUGAAUGUAGCGCUAGCUUGCAGACACACAAUGCAGAGAGAAUGUAGUGGGCUUGACCUUAGACGUUAGCCUACUUGGUUACUUACACCCUCACCAGGUGCACUAGCUGAAUGUAGAUCCGUGAUGCUUGAUAUUGAAAAGCAAAUCCACUCAACUUCAACCUACAGAUAUCAUACAGAAAUGUAACACUAAUUUGUGCACUAACUCUUAACCCUCUCAAAUGCACGUGCUCACACACACACACACACACACACACACACACACACACACACUAGGCACUUUGAAACAUAAUGUAUACACACAUACUGAAAACACCAUGAAAACGUAGAAACGCACACAUCAGACUUGUGAAUGCAGGGGUGGACAGCUUUAGUCCAAGUGUUGCAGUGUCUGCUGGCUUAUCAAUAACAUGAAUUGAAGAAAAAUACAAACCCAGACAGGCACGCCAUCGCUCAAGGACUCAAGUUGUGAACCCGUGUUCUAUUGUAACGGUUCUAAUUUAUUUCGUUUUUUUUAAAUGUAAAUAAUAGGUGAAAAAGCUUUAGAGGAUGUGUAGAUUCACUUAUAAUUAUAUUUUUUUCUUUCUGGGCAAUGUGGGGGGAAUGUUUGUUGAAGGAUAUAAACGGCUGCCUGAGUUGGGCAGUAAAAUAUGGUUGUGAUCCAAGUCCUUAAGCUGCCUUUCCUUAUCUCCUUGCUUGCAAAUAAUGAUACCAUAGUUAUAACAGACAUCUAUCCAAUGUGACAGUUCACACACAUUCAGUCACAGAUUUGAUUUGAAUAUGUGGCCUAUGCAGGAUUUUAACUGCACAACUCUGGUGUUGCGAGCACUAUGCUCCAGGAUGGAACAACAUGUCUUGAACAGGUGUUUUCUAACAUAUUUGUUUUACAGCGAUCUGCCACUAUCAGUAGGGAUGAAAGGAGAAGGGAAGCAUUUAAGAUAAUUGGAACACAGCGCAUGUCCCCUUGAUCUGUUCCCUUUGGUCCUACAAAAGUUGACAGGGGGAAGGAGGUGUAAAUAUUGUUUUUGUGGAAUCAUGGACCUGCUCUGCCCGCCUCCUCCCGAACCACCUCCUCUCGUCGGUUGGUUAUGGUACGCAGACUGUAGUGGAGGUAGCAAAUGUUCUGUACUAUUUUACUAUUUUUAACACAGGAGCAAAACUUUGUACUAAUUUCCAAAUAAAGAGGAUUUGAUACCUUG
Messenger RNA from Coregonus clupeaformis (lake whitefish), 6761 nucleotides. RefSeq names its product sterol regulatory element-binding protein cleavage-activating protein. Gene Ontology annotation, molecular function: sterol binding; protein binding. The transcript is spliced from 21 exons. Gene Ontology annotation, cellular component: endoplasmic reticulum membrane; Golgi membrane. Bases 115 to 3912 code for a protein of 1265 amino acids. Gene Ontology annotation, biological process: SREBP signaling pathway. Lineage: Eukaryota; Metazoa; Chordata; Actinopteri; Salmoniformes; Salmonidae. The record is from RefSeq and is a predicted model, not a curated record.